Molecule: messenger RNA, 576 nt
Organism: Dermacentor silvarum
Lineage: Eukaryota; Metazoa; Arthropoda; Arachnida; Ixodida; Ixodidae
Product: 2-amino-3-carboxymuconate-6-semialdehyde decarboxylase
Exons: 5
Coding region: 1-576 (191 amino acids)
Biological process (GO): secondary metabolic process
Cellular component (GO): cytosol; cytoplasm
Molecular function (GO): carboxy-lyase activity; hydrolase activity
Source: RefSeq, a predicted model, not a curated record
AUGACGGGUGGAGGUGUCGUGGACGGCGGGGGCGUGGACGGUGUCACAGUUCAAGCUCUGUCUACCACACCGGUACUGUUCAGCUAUUGGGCCAAGCCAGAUGACGCGCUGGACUUCAGCCGGCUACAGAACGAUUUCGUGGCUUCGAUGGUUAGGCGGCGACCCGACCGGUUCGUCGGUCUGUGCACGGUGCCGAUGCAGAGCCCACAGCGGGCCGUCGAGGAGUUGAAGCGGUGUGUCACCCAGCUGGGAAUGCGGGGCGUCAUCGUCGGAUCGCACGUCAACGAAUGGACGCUGGCCGAUCGAGCACUCGACCCUUUCUACAAGACAGUCCAGGAACUCGGCGUGGGCGUGUUUGUGCAUCCUUGGGACAUGCCGCCUUCAACGCGCUAUAACAAGUACUGGCUCCAGUGGCUUGUCGGUAUGCCCGCGGAGACUACAGCUUCCAUCUGCGAGGUGAUCUUCGGCGGACUCCUAGAGAGGUUCCCGAGGCUCAAGCUCUGCUUCGCCCACGGCGCUGGCUCUUUUCCUUACACCGUGGGGAGAAUACAGCAUGGCUUCGACGUGAGUAAAUGA